AUAUUAUUGCCCGUUUAGUAAUUCCUAUGCAUGCGGACUGAUUCCACGCGUGGAUAAUACUUAUCUUUUUUAUCGGAUAAAACAUGUGUACAGCGAUAUAAAACUGAUUGAUAUUGCGGUAAAUUUAAUUAUAUUUACUUAAGUGUUAAAAAGCAGUGUGUCCAGGAAUCAUGUUUUUAGUCACAUUAUUAAUUAUAAAUUUAAUAUUUGCUGUUAUUGCAUGGGUGUACUGUAAAUUGACUAGCGGUAUAUGUAAAAGCAGCAGGCAUUUGGUGGGGAAAACGGUUAUAGUGACUGGAGCGAAUGCUGGGAUCGGGUAUGAAACGGCCAAGGAUUUGGCGGAACGAGGCGCGAGGGUGAUACUGGCGUGCAGGAGCGAGACCCGCGGCCUCGCAGCGAGGGAUCAGAUAACCGCUGCUACUGGAAACACUGAUGUCCACUACCAAAACCUCGACCUCGCAUCAUUGAAAUCAGUCAGAUCAUUCGCAGACAACAUCCUCAAAACCGAAAGACGCCUCGACGUCCUCGUGAACAACGCAGGCUGUUAUGCAUCAAAUUUCGAGAAAACUGAAGAUGGAUUACUCGUCGACAUGCAGAGUAAUCAUUUCGGACCUUUCCUGCUGACUAAUUUGUUACUUCCACUACUUAAAUCCUCAGCACCAAGUCGCAUAGUAAAUGUUUCAUCAGUCGCACACAUGGGGGCUGUUAUUGACUUCGAUAAUCUAAACGCUGAAAAGGAAACUAAAGAAACCUAUAGCAAAAUCACAGUGUAUUGUAAUACAAAAAUGUGCAAUAUCUUGAUGACAGUAGAAUUGGAAAGGCAGUUAAAAGGAACGGGUGUGACGGCUAACGCUUUACAUCCUGGAGGUAUCGCAACGGGGAUUUCAGCUCACGAUCGGCUAAUGCAAUACGUUUUGUUUUUCUUGAAGCCAUAUUGUAAAACGCCGUGGGAAGGAGCCCAGACCACUAUCCACCUAGCCGUGGCGCCGGAACUCUCUGAUAUUAGUGGUCGAUAUUUUAGAGACUGUAGAGAAGUAAAACCGAGCAAACAAGCUCAAGAUGCUGAACUGGCCCGAAGACUUUGGGAAGAAUCGGAGAGACUCGUUAAAUUAAAAACUGCAUAGUCAACUAGGUAUUAUAUUAAAAUAAACAAGGAAGGUGAUACUUUUAUUUCAAAUUUCCGAGCAAUAUUUAGGCCUUUCUCAAUUCAAUUUAUUUAUUGCAAUAAUGUUCAUUGUAUACAGAUGGAUAGGUCUUUUCUUUACCUUAAAAAUUAUUAACAGUUUUUGCACAAAAGUUAAACAUUUAUUUUUCCGUUGUUUUCGAUAGUUCUAAUAAAUAUCAUCUUUCUUUCUCCUUUCACAAUUUUUACAUGUCUUUGUUUAGCCCGGUGGUUGACUGGCAGAGAAUGCUAUUAGGCAUUAAGUCCGCCAUUUGUAAUUUUUUUUUUUGUGCAAUAAAAUUUAAAUACAUAAAAGCUAAAAAUAUGAAAAUAGCUACCAAAAA
Molecule: messenger RNA, 1506 nt
Organism: Cydia pomonella (codling moth)
Lineage: Eukaryota; Metazoa; Arthropoda; Insecta; Lepidoptera; Tortricidae
Product: retinol dehydrogenase 11-like
Exons: 1
Coding region: 171-1124 (317 amino acids)
Source: RefSeq, a predicted model, not a curated record